AUGUCACACACAACAAGCGCGGCAUCUAAUUCCGCCUUCUUUUCAGGUUAUUUCAAUACCAAUGGUAACAAUCAAUCGCCAGUACCUCUCAUGAGUACAAUGACAUUACCUCCACCCCCACCAUCAGAUUCUGUACAACCGCCACUACCACCUCCUCCUCCUCCACUACCAAAUUCCAAUACUGAUUUAUCUCUUCCACCACCUCCUGUUUCAACAUUACCAAAAUUUGAUAUGAGUGUUCCACCUCCACCUGUACCCACUCAAGAUAUGUAUCAAGAUUGGGCAUUACAAUGGACAUUAUUUCAACAGGUACAACAAGCACAACAAGUUGCUGCUUAUCAAAAUCAACUUUAUCAAUCAUUUAGUAAUCAACAACAACAACCAACUCCAGCUCCUGUACCACCACCGGUAAAUAAUUCUUCGAAUGGUUAUAAUUCUCAACAACAAAAUAUGAAUACAACACCAUCGAAUUGGCAAACACCAACUUCAUCUCCAAAAUUUCGACCGAGACAAGUUCAACAAUCAUAUCGAGCUCGAUUUCCAGCAAAUAAUAAUAAUAAUCAACAAUAUCCAUCGUAUAAUAAUGUUCCACCACCAUCAUCAAAUAAUGUUCAAACAAGACCACAACAAUCAAGCAUACGAUUUAAUCUAAAUACUCGUCCUCAAACACCAGCAAAUAAAUCAGGAAGACGUACUCGUUUUUCUUCACCACCUAAACAACAAAUGUCAUCAUUACCUUCAUAUCCGACACCAAUGGCGACUCCACCGGAAAAUCGUCAUGAUGAUACAAUGAUGGAUACAACAAAUGGUAAUGAACCACGAACAGUUAUGAGUGCUGUCCAAGCAUUUAAAUUAGCCUGUGAUAGACAAAAAUGGCCUGAUACGUUAAAGAUAUAUUGGCAAUCAAUUGAAACUUAUUGUAAAACAAAUUUAUUACGUUCUCAAGCUGAAGAAUGGUUUCAAGGUGUUCUUGUUGAUGCAUUUCAAAAGAAUCUUGUUACAACUAUCGAUUGGUUACAUAAACCAAUACCUGAAUUUCUUCUUCGUCCUGAAUUAUCAUCGAAUGUACGUUCCAAUACGUUUGAUUCAACCAAUUCAAGUUUACUUCAACUAGCUAAAUCUGCAUAUAGUGAAAAUAAACAACGUGAAGAUUUAAUUCGUUUAAAUAAACUUCGAACAGUAACAUCGGAAUCAGUUCAACGUGCUUUUGGAAAUAAUGAUGAUGAUGAUGACGAUGAUGAAACAACAUCAUCACGUAAACGUUCAUCCUCAUCUUCAUCCUCAUCAUCGUCAUCAUCAUCUUCGACAAGUGAUAAAGAUUCAAAUAGUCGACAAAAAAAUGUAGCAAGUUCACAAUUAUUUCCUACCGGUCGUAAACGUUCGAGAAAACCUCGUCGAGCAAAAAAACCCAACAAAAAAGUUCAAUUAGAAGAAAAUAAACCUGUUAAUUCUGCACAAUUAGAAAAACGUCGGAAUCGAUUUAUCAAUGAACCAACAUCAACAGUCAUCAAACCAAUUCAAGCACCUGGUACAUCAAAUACAGUAAGUGAAAAUAGCAAAGCCUUGGUUGGCACAUGUCAAAAAUUAGAAAAGAAUUAUUUACGUUUAACAAGUGAAGCUGAUCCAUUAACAAUUCGUCCAUUAUCCGUUCUUGAACGUGCGUUUUCUUUUGUUAUGAAUAAAUAUAGAUUGAGUAAAGAAUGGUCAUAUAUAAGUGAUCAAUUAAGAAGUAUUCGACAAGAUCUUAUGGUACAAUCAAUACGUAAUAAUUUUACUGUAUUAGUUUAUGAAGAAAAUGCUCGUAUAGCACUUGAAAUAGGUGAUCGUGAACAGUUUAAUCAAUGUCAAACACAAUUAGAAACAUUGUAUGAUAGUGGUUGUAGUCGUACACAUUUAAAUGAAUUUCUUAUUUAUCGUUUGCUCUACUCGUUGCUGCUAAAUGAUUAUAAAAAAACAAAUCGAAUUUUAAUUGAUAUUGAUGCAGUGAAAACUAUAGCAGCAGCAAACGGGAAGAGCAAAGCAAAAGAUAUUGAACAUCUUGAUCUUGCUCUAGAUCUUUGCACGGCAAUUCGCCGAAAAAAUUACAUUCGUUUCUUCAUUAUAUAUAGGUCCCUACCCCAACGCGCUUCUUGUUUAGUUAAUCUUUUUAUUGAUAUUUAUCGGAAACAAGUGCUCAAAGCUUUAAUAUGGGGGUUUGCUCCAACACUUCCAAUUGAAUCUGUUACUCAGAUGUUGGCUUAUGAGUCCAGUGAUAUUUGUCACAAACAUCUAAGUACAUUGGGUUUUACAUUGAUUGAUGAGCCAUCAUUAGGUGCUUCUAUUGAUUGCAAAGCAAGUCGGGCCAUUUUUGAAAAAAAAUAA
Messenger RNA from Adineta steineri, 2361 nucleotides. The record is from the annotation of a GenBank genome assembly. Lineage: Eukaryota; Metazoa; Rotifera; Eurotatoria; Adinetida; Adinetidae.